AUGGACAUGGUAAACCAGUCUCUUCAAAUUGUUCCCUCUUCUCACGCAGAUCAUGACUCUAAAAGCCUUACAGAGACGGCCAAUUCCUUUGGUGUUCACGAUACUUUACGUUAUGGAAUAAGAACAAUCGAGUCUGAAAUUUUAGAAAAGCAUUCGCUAGAGAAUAGACUUAAACAUUGGGACGAAACUCGAACGAAUUUAAAUCUUACGAUGCAAAGAAGACUGUAUGGUAUGCACGCUCCGAUUAGAGUUCUCAUGGAACGUAACAUUGUAUCAAGGGUUCAACGUAUUCCGGUUUUACCUUCCUCUAACCUUAGUUUAGACAUUUUGACGGGCAAGGAUGAAACCAUUGAUUUCGAGGAUUUCUUGAACGAACCAGAAUCAUCAACGGAGAUGAUGAAUGUUCACGCAAUUAUGGAACACAAAUUGGGAAUCAAGCCGUCUGCGUUUAAUUAG
This is a messenger RNA of Funneliformis mosseae, 456 nucleotides long. The record is from the annotation of a GenBank genome assembly. Lineage: Eukaryota; Fungi; Glomeromycota; Glomeromycetes; Glomerales; Glomeraceae.